UCUGAAGUUGCUAGAAGUUUACAAAAAAGGAAGUGCAGGCACAUUUCACAAUUCUACAAUCUGUAAGUAUCACAUCCUGUGUGGCCGCAAACACUAGACUAAGGAAGGGCCAGUGACUUUCAAAAGAUGAAGACAAGGAGGAACUAUUGAUAGGAGUGCCGAGGACCCAGGGUUAAAACCGCUUGGGAGCUUCUGAGAACUCAGCUGAAACCACGGGCACAGCAUUGGCAGCACCAUCAUGAUAUCGCAACCCAUGACCAAUGAGACCAUUGUAGUGCUCUCAACAAAUGACAUGAACCUCUCCCAAGCAACGGGACCCCAACCCACAAACAAGAGGCAAGAUAGCCUGAAGAAAUAUCUAAGGGAUGAAGUCAACGUUAUUGGGGCUAUCCAGAUCUUUUGUGGCGUGAUGAUCUUGAACUUGGGAAUCAUUUUAGCGUCGGCUUACUUCUCUCCAUAUUUUACUCGUGUGUUUUCUACCCUGUUGAAGUCGGGUUACCCAUUCACAGGAUCCUUGUGUUUUAUCGUUUCUGGCUCUCUCUCAGUCAUCACGGACAAAAGGUCAACUAAGACUUUGGUUCGCGGCAGCCUGGCUGGAAGCAUUCUGAGCACUCUGUGCGCUCUAGUGGGUUUCAUUCUCCUCUCUGUCACCCUGGCUGCUUUGACUCCUGCUUCACUGGAGUGUCAGUUGGACAACGAUAACAGGCCCACUCAAGCUUACCAUUAUUACUUUUUUUUUCAUUCAUAUAUGAAGGACUGCUUUAUUGGUGAAAGCAGCCUGUUUGGAACGUUGUCUCUGAUGCUGGUUUGCACAGUGCUGGAGUUCUGCCUAGCUGUGCUCACUUCCGUGCUUUGGUGGAAACAAGCUAACUCUGACUUCCAGGAGGUUGUGCAUUUCCUGCCUCAGAAUUACACGGAUGCAUCCAGCACGCACUCAAGGAAAGGUGGCCGUGGAUAUCAAGAGCUAGGGAAUCCUUAGGAAAAAGGGCAGGGGUUGGGGGUGGAAUAUUCAUCAGAAAGUUGGUCUUUUGGAUAAUGUAGAAAACCUAAUAAUUAUUUAAAAGGCAUUUUCCUAAAUGUGAGCUUGUUAGGCAAUGAACAUUUUUAAAAAUUGUUCUCUUCUAAUUGCAUAGAUAUGUUGAAUGAGGGUCUAUUGAUUUGCCUGAUAUUGACUUCAACAAAAGCACAGAGCUAUAAAUUACCUUUUCCUAGACUGUUAAAAUAGUCAUAUAUGGUACUGAGAAAACUAGGCAGAAUGAAGAUGAUUCAGUGGGUCUUGGUGGUGCAAAGGAGACAUUUUUUCUUGUACCCCUUAAUUGUCAACAUGAGUUAACUGAGUUUUUGGGGUGUUCAGACUCCUUUAUAAUAGGCUAUAGCGUUUUAACACAUGUACUUUACUCAUUAGUAUAUGGAAACAAGUUCCCUAUGAUGAAUUUCAGGGUGUAUAAAAGUAGCUGGCUUCAAAAUAAAAAUAUUUGAGUGCAUAUUUUAUUUGAAAACU
Messenger RNA from Microcebus murinus (gray mouse lemur), 1501 nucleotides. Its product is annotated as membrane-spanning 4-domains subfamily A member 6A-like. The record is from RefSeq and is a predicted model, not a curated record. Gene Ontology annotation, biological process: cell surface receptor signaling pathway. Lineage: Eukaryota; Metazoa; Chordata; Mammalia; Primates; Cheirogaleidae. Gene Ontology annotation, cellular component: plasma membrane; trans-Golgi network.